Vitis vinifera (wine grape) is the source of this 9351-nucleotide messenger RNA. Its product is annotated as putative disease resistance RPP13-like protein 1. The transcript has 10 exons. The record is from RefSeq and is a predicted model, not a curated record. Bases 4371 to 8423 code for a protein of 1350 amino acids. Gene Ontology annotation, biological process: defense response to other organism. Gene Ontology annotation, molecular function: protein binding; ADP binding. Lineage: Eukaryota; Viridiplantae; Streptophyta; Magnoliopsida; Vitales; Vitaceae.
UCUCCUUUCAUUUUUGUUGCAAUAAGUAUACAACAAUUUUGUGUUUCAUUCUCAUUUAUCAAUUCCAUGUCAUUCUAAUAAGGCUAUAUUUUAGAAUUUUUUUUCAAGUAAUUGUAUGAUAUUAGCAUUUUUCUAUACACUGUGGUCCUUCAUAGUUAUAUUUGUCAAAUAGAUUGAUAUAUUUUAUUUAAGAGUAUUAAUUGAUAUGUAGGUGAAUCAAUUGAUUAGACAUCCAAGAGUUUAAUAGAAGACUGAAAUUAUAAUUGGGAAGGUGGAAAAUUUUCAUUUAUAUGAAUAUGGUGUUACAGCUUUCAUAACCCCAUCAUUAUGAUAUUUAAUUUCUACAUAAUGUUUAUGAGUAAUGAAGGAAGAUUGAAAUGUAUAACCUAUGCAACUACAUAAAUGCAUGCAAGCUGGUAACCCACCAUUAUCCAUUAAUUUGUACAUAAUGUUUAUAAAUGAUGAAUAUAACUCCUAUGUAGCAUUUGAUGGGAAGACUAAGAGUUAUAAAUCUCUUUUAUAAGGUUAAGGUCCUAAGCUACACUCUCAUUUUUAUUCUUUUUAUUGUUUUACUCAUUACAAUAUACACCACACAAGUGACCUAUCCACUAUAUGAGAGUAGUGGGUUGAAGAUCUUGACCAAAACAAUUCGCAAGGUGACUCGAACUCACUCCAGAAGUGUUAUCAAUAUCAUGGAUUAGGGUAAUAAUAUAAUCAUUAUUUUAUCAUUUCUUUAGUGCUUAAAUCUAUUGUGUUUUAUACAUCCAAAAUUUAUUUUCCAAAAUAAUUAUUUUCGCAUAAAGUUUAGUUGACAUAAAAUUGAUGUUUAAAAGAUAUCCAUUCAAGAAAUCAACCCUAGGUAUGGUACCCAAUUUUUUCAUACAGAUAAUUUUUGUUUGACUAAUACAAAAUAGAGGAAAACUACUUAAAAAUCAAUCCUAUAGAAUUUAGUUUAGUUUUGAAACCCUUUUAACUUACUAUUUUUAAGAAUAGAAAACAUAAAUAUUUUCAAUUAAGUUUUAAAUUUUUAUAAAUAUCAGAUAAUCUUUAGUUUUAUUUUUUAUUUUUAAAAAAUAAAAGGUAAAAGAAAAGUAGUAGAAAAGAACUCUUAUUGGAUCAUGUAAUGUGCUUUAAUAAUACUCCUUGGUUUUUCAUGUUACACCAUGAGAUGCUUAAGAAACUCUUAUUAGAUCAGUGUUUACUCUUCCAAUAAUUUCUUACAUUACGAAUGGAUAAAGGUAAAUAACUGAUUUUAUUUUUAUGCCUCUAAAAAAUGAAAGUGGGCAUGGUAACUACUAAGCAUUUCAAUUAAGAAAUAAUGAAACAGUAACACAAAUAGGAGCAACAAAGUGUUAUGUUCAUUUAAGGCUUUGUGUCAUGAAAAUUUGUCAGUUUUGUUCAAUAUGUGGCUCCAACCCAUCCCUUGUCUGGUAUUGUAGUUGUAGUCAACCACUAUUAUUCUGUAAUAUCCUCUGAUACACCUCUAUGUAUACUAAUCCACACUCAUGCACAAAGAUGACCAUUUUCCAAUUUGAUUCCCUAUACUUAUGCAUACCUGUUUUUACUUGUGAAAUUUGAAAAUACUCUCCUCUUAAAAAGAUAUUUAGUUUAGUACAUUAGUCCUUUUCCUUGACUUCAGUUCUACUUUGAGGAAAUUUUGUAUAUUAGAAUAUCAAUCUUGUUGUUGCAUCUCAUUAGUUGGGUGCUUGGGAUGAUUAAGUUUUGUAGCUAGCAUCAAGUUUCCUGAAUAUGGUUUUGAAUCAAAAUUUAGUAACUGUAGGAUUUUGCCUCAUUUAUAGUUUAUAUGCUCAUUUUGAGGCCAACUUAGAUAAUGCAUGGACAUUCAUACAGAACUAUGGAGGUAAUGUAUCCCAGAAUUAUAAUUGUUUACUUCAUUUGCAUUUGCAUGUCUUCGUGGAAUCACAAAGACAUGGAAUUUAGGUACUUAUAUUUUGUUUUUUAUUUCAUUUUUUGGAGUUGUCAAUGAGUUUUGAACAUGUAACUGCAGUUGUGGAUAUGCUUAUUUCUAGGUUAUUUUGGAGUUGAUGUGGAAUCACAAGGACAUGGAACCAUAUGGAUGCUACAUGCAUUGGAUAGACUUGUCACUUCUCCUCUAUCUUUCAUGGCACUCAGGCAUGCUUUUUUGCACAGGAAGAGCUUAGGCACGGUGGAAGCACUCUCUUAUUAGUGGAAGUUGGAUGAACAUUUUUUUCUGCCAACUUGAGAACAUUCUGCAGACAGAUUUCUGCUACCUUCCUAAAUUUUGUUGUUGCUAUAAAACUGUGCUUCUGGUGUAAAUGCAAAUUUCUUGGCUGUCAAAUAGGCUUCACUGCUUUAAUUGUUCUAUGUUGAUCGAGUUUUGCUGCAGAGGACCAAAACAUUCUUCUUGUCACUUGAAGAAGCCCAUACAGAGUUAGCCCUGAUAAGGUAGGGAAAUUGGAGUUUUGAAUUGGGUUGCCAACUCUGUUACGCAACAUAAAAUCCUCACCUUGCUGAAUCUGCUAUACUUUUUUAGGUUGUUAAUAUGCCUUUCGUGUGGAUGCACAUUUACAGGAUGUGGAUGAGUGGAAAUCUUGGUCCUCAAAAGUGUUGCAAAUCACAAACACUUAGAGCUAAUCAAGUGUGAAGGAAAGCAGAAGAACCUAUACUCGUGUGAAGAGCUUAGCAAGGCAGGACACCAGUUCAUAUGUCAACUGAAAUGGCUAAUGUCAUUGCCAGUAUGGCAUGCUACCUCAUGUGUCUCCAACCUCUGCAGCUGUUGGAAGUGGAUGCAGACCUCUGAUCUUAUGGACAAGCUUUCUCUUCUGUUGACACCGCAACUAUUUGCAUGUCCAGUUCGUUAGUUUCUCUUCUGCUGAAACUCAUGCGAUCGGUGAGUCUCUCACAUCCUUUCCAUUUGGCUUUUUCACAAAUCGAGGGAUCUUUCCAUCAUGAGUUGUUCAAAUCUAGAGUCCCUUUCCAUUCCAAAUAAACCUCACCACGUGGAUCUCACAUCUCUCAAGAACAUUUUCAUCUUUCAUUUCCUUAAUCUGGUGUCUUUCCCACAAGGAGGACUGCCAACUCCCAACCUCGAAAGGCUUUGGAUCAUGAAUUGCCAGAAGCUUAAGUCACUGUCCCCACAGAUGUGCACCCUCCUUAAAUCUCUUGAAGAUUUGUCAGCUGUUAUAGGUCCAGAAAUUGAAUCGUCCAGAAGGGGGUUUGCCAACUACUCUAUCUCAACUUUCAAAUCGCAGGUUGCAGCAAACUUGUGCAGAGUUGGAUGGGGUGGGACUUGCAGACGCUUCCUUUUCUUAGACAAAUAGAAAUAGGAGUAGAUAAAGAAGAAAAGCCGGUGUCAUUUCCAGAUAAGUGGCUGCUCCCUCCCACUCUUACCAUUUGGGGAGGUGAAAAUCUGAAAUCCCUGGAUAACAAAGGGCGUCAACACCUCACUUGUCUUGAAACUCUCGCGAUUAGGUCCUGCUACAAGCUCAAGUACUUCCCAAAACAGGGGCUGCCCUCCUUCCUCUCGUCUUAAAAUUAGUAAAUGUCCUCUGCUGAGGAAGUGGUGCCAAAGAGAUAAAGGGAAAGACUGGUCCAAGAUUUCUCACAUCUUAUGUAUAGUGUUUGAAGAAUCUGAUGAGGCAGGUCGUCUCAGGCCAUUGGAUGUCAUCUUAUGAUAACCUUGCAUCGAAGCUCUUGCUUUUAUCUGCACUCAUUGCUGGCCACUUAUUCAUUCAGGAUUUCUGAUACAAAUUUUUAAACAAAAGCAUGGAGCGAAAGCAGUCAACUUCUAAACAGUUUGAGGUCACAUGGACUGCAAAAGUGUUCAUUUUGUGCAUAAUUUUAGAUGGACGAGUUCCCACCGACAAAUUACCAAUAGAAGAAUACAACAGUCAAUAUAUUGCUGUUUGAUUUCUGGAAGUGCAGUGAAACAGAGGGAACAAAUGGAAAACUUAUGAACUCAAUCAUCCAUUCACGAAUAUUACAAUUCGUGAAGUACUAGUAAUGGAGGGUUCGACAAAAUGUGUUCAUAGCUGCAGGGGUCCUGUUUUCGGUUAAGUGCUAGGAAUGGUCACAACGCCAAAUGCUCAUCUAUCAUUGGUUAUGUUGGAGUUUCAGCUAUUGUUGAGGACUGUACUUUGGUUGAGAAUUCUUAGUGACAACAUCAUGGACAUUCAUUCCAUGAUUUUGCUCCAAAGGAUUGCCUUUUAACUUACCACAGCAGCUAUUAAAGGACUGUAGCUUCACCAGUCAGCAGAAGGGUGAACAAGUAAUUAGACCCAUCUCAUAUAAUUAAGAGCAAGUUUUGAGAGUGCAGAGGCCUUCACAACUCUCUGGGUUUUCUUCAUUGUAUGUUUCUGAACUUCUGAAUCCUUCGUUUCCAAAGAAAAAUGGUUGUGGUGGAGGCGUUUCUGUCUUCCUUGUUUGAGGUGGUGCUGGACAAGCUGGUGGCUGCCCCUUUGUUAGAUUAUGCACGCCAGCUCAAAGUAGACACAGCAGUGCUCCAGGAGUGGAGGAACACUUUGUUGCAGCUCCAAGCAGUGCUACAUGAUGCUGAGCAGAGGCAGAUUCAGGACGAAGCAGUGAAGAGGUGGCUGGACGAUCUCAAAGCUUUAGCUUACGACAUUGAAGAUGUCCUUGACGAGUUUGAAGCUGAAGCUAAGCGGCCCAGUUCGGUACAAGGACCUCAAACCAGCAGCAGCAGCAGCAGCGGCAAGGUAUGGAAGUUCAACCUCUCUUUUCAUCCUAGCGGUGUGAUUUCCAAAAAGAAGAUUGGUCAAAAAAUAAAGAUAAUCACCCAAGAGCUAGAGGCUAUUGUAAAAAGAAAGUCUUUCCUUCGUUUGAGUGAGAGUGUUGGAGGGGUGGCAUCAGUAACUGAUCAACAAAGGCUGACUACUUUCUUGGUAGAUGAGGUUGAGGUUUAUGGCAGGGAUGGUGAUAAGGAGAAGAUCAUAGAAUUGUUGCUGUCUGAUGAACUAGCUACUGCUGAUAAAGUUCAGGUGAUUCCAAUUGUUGGUAUGGGUGGGGUUGGAAAAACAACCCUUGCUCAAAUCAUCUAUAACGAUGACAAGAUGCAGGACAAGUUCGAUUUCCGAGUCUGGGUGUGCGUGUCUGAUCAAUUCGAUUUGAUAGGAAUAACAAAAAAAAUUUUAGAGUCAGUCUCUGGCCAUUCAUCCCAUUCUGAAAACUUGUCAUUGCUGCAAGCUAGUUUGCAGAAAGAGUUGAAUGGAAAAAGGUUUUUCCUUGUGCUGGAUGAUAUAUGGAAUGAGAACCCCGAUAACUGGAGUACCUUACAAGCCCCACUCAAAGCUGGAGCACUGGGCAGUGUAAUCAUAGCAACCACCCGCAAUGAAAAAGUAGCAUCAAUUAUGGGCACAACUCCUUUUUGUCGUCUUAGCGAACUAUCAGAUGAACAUUGCUGGUCAGUAUUUGCAUAUCGUGCCUUCGAAAAUAUAACUCCAGAUGCAAUAAAAAAUUUGGAACCUAUUGGUCGGAAAAUAGUACAGAAAUGCAAAGGUUUGCCCUUGGCAGCAAAAACGCUAGGAGGUUUAUUGCGGUCUGAACAAGAUGAAAAGGCUUGGAAGGAAAUGAUGAAUAACAAAAUAUGGGAUUUACCAACGGAACAGUGUAACAUUUUUCCAGCUCUACACUUGAGCUAUCAUUAUCUCCCCACAAAAGUAAAGCAGUGUUUUGCAUAUUGCUCCAUCUUUCCCAAGGAUUAUGAAUAUCAAAAGGAGGAGUUAAUUUUGUUAUGGGCGGCACAAGGUUUUGUGGGUGACUUCAAAGGAGAGGAGAUGAUAGAAGAUGGUGAAAAAUGUUUUCGGAACCUAUUGUCAAGGUCAUUCUUUCAACAAUCAAGUCAAAAUAAGUCAUUGUUGGUGAUGCAUGAUUUGAUUCAUGAUUUGGCCCAAUUUGCAUCUAGAGAAUUUUGUUUCAGAUUGGAAGUGGGAAAGCAAAAAAACUUUUCAAAGAGGGCUCGACAUUUGUCAUACAUCCAUGAACAAUUCGAUGUCUCCAAGAAAUUUGAUCCCCUUCGUAAGGUUGAUAAGUUACGGACCUUCCUACCAUUAGUUAUGCCUGCAGCUUAUGUUCCAACUUGCUACUUAGCUGAUAAAGUUCUACAUGAUCUAUUGCCAACAUUCAGAUGUUUGCGGGUUUUAUCCUUGUCUCACUAUAAUAUCACUCAUUUACCUGAUUCAUUUCAAAAUUUGAAGCAUUUGCAGUAUUUGAACCUUUCUAGCACCAAGAUAAAGAAGUUACCUAAAUCCAUAGGUAUGCUUUGCAAUUUGCAAUCACUGAUGUUGUCAAAUUGUCAUGGGAUUACCGAGCUGCCUCCUGAAAUCGAAAACCUCAUCCACCUACAUCAUUUGGAUAUUUCUGGAACCAAAUUAGAAGGGAUGCCAAUAGGAAUCAAUAAACUAAAAGAUCUUCGAAGAUUGACUACUUUUGUUGUUGGCAAGCAUAGUGGUGCAAGAAUUGCAGAGUUACAAGAUCUGUCCCAUCUGCAGGGAGCACUCUCCAUUUUUAACUUGCAAAAUGUGGUGAAUGCUACGGAUGCUUUAAAAGCUAAUUUGAAGAAAAAGGAAGACCUUGAUGACUUGGUGUUUGCGUGGGAUCCAAAUGUGAUUGAUAGUGAUUCGGAGAAUCAAACCAGAGUUCUCGAAAAUCUUCAGCCUCAUACCAAGGUGAAAAGGCUCAACAUUCAACACUACUAUGGCAGAAAAUUUCCAAAAUGGUUUGGAGAUCCUUCAUUCAUGAAUUUAGUUUUCUUACGACUUGAAGAUUGUAACAGUUGCUCGUCCUUGCCACCACUUGGGCAGUUACAAUCUCUCAAGGAUCUCCAGAUUGCGAAGAUGGAUGGAGUACAAAACGUUGGUGCAGAUUUCUAUGGGAAUAAUGAUUGUGACUCAUCUUCAAUUAAGCCGUUUGGAUCCCUAGAGAUUCUGAGGUUUGAAGAUAUGUUGGAGUGGGAAAAAUGGAUUUGUUGUGACAUUAAGUUUCCUUGUCUGAAGGAGCUUUAUAUCAAGAAAUGUCCAAAGCUGAAAGGAGAUAUACCUAGGCACCUUCCUCUUUUAACAAAAUUGGAGAUUAGUGAAAGUGGGCAGCUGGAGUGUUGUGUUCCAAUGGCUCCCUCUAUUCGUGAAUUGAUGUUGGAGGAAUGUGAUGAUGUGGUGGUUAGAAGUGUUGGCAAGCUCACCUCACUAGCUUCUUUGGGCAUAAGCAAAGUUUCUAAAAUACCAGAUGAAUUGGGACAACUGCAUUCUCUUGUAAAGUUGUCUGUGUGUCGUUGUCCCGAGCUAAAGGAAAUUCCACCAAUUCUUCACAACCUUACAUCUCUUAAACACUUGGUGAUCGAUCAAUGUAGGAGUCUUUCAUCUUUUCCGGAGAUGGCGCUGCCACCCAUGCUUGAAAGGCUUGAAAUCAGAGACUGUCGCACUCUGGAGUCCCUACCAGAGGGAAUGAUGCAAAAUAAUACGACUCUGCAAUACUUGGAAAUCCGUGAUUGUUGUUCUCUGAGGUCCUUGCCCAGGGACAUUGAUUCAUUGAAGACACUUGCAAUCUACGAGUGUAAGAAAUUGGAGUUAGCACUCCACGAGGAUAUGACGCACAACCACUACGCUUCCCUUACCAACUUCAUGAUAUGGGGUAUUGGUGAUUCUCUGACGUCCUUUCCAUUAGCCUCCUUCACAAAGCUUGAGACGCUUGAAUUAUGGGAUUGUACAAAUCUGGAGUACCUUUACAUUCCAGAUGGACUUCACCACGUGGAUCUCACAUCUCUCCAGAUAUUAUAUAUCGCUAAUUGCCCUAAUCUGGUAUCUUUUCCGCAAGGAGGAUUGCCCACUCCUAAUCUGACAUCUCUUUGGAUAAAAAACUGCAAGAAGCUCAAGUCACUGCCGCAAGGGAUGCACUCCCUCCUUGCAUCCCUUGAAUCAUUGGCAAUAGGAGGUUGUCCAGAAAUUGAUUCAUUUCCAAUAGGGGGUUUGCCCACUAAUCUAUCUGAUCUUCACAUCAAGAAUUGUAACAAACUCAUGGCCUGUCGGAUGGAGUGGCGCUUGCAAACGCUUCCCUUUCUUAGAAGCUUAUGGAUUAAAGGACUUGAAGAAGAAAAAUUGGAGUCAUUUCCUGAGGAGCGGUUUCUGCCCUCCACUCUCACCAUUCUUUCAAUUGAAAAUUUUCCAAAUCUGAAAUCCUUGGACAAUAAUGACCUUGAGCACCUGACCUCUCUUGAAACUCUGUGGAUUGAGGACUGUGAAAAGCUCGAGUCCUUGCCAAAACAGGGAUUGCCCCCCUCCCUUUCUUGUCUUUAUAUUGAGAAGUGUCCUCUGCUGGAGAAGCGAUGCCAAAGGGAUAAAGGGAAAAAAUGGUCCAACAUUUCUCACAUUCCCUGCAUCGUGAUAUUUAAUGAAAAGGAUUUGUCAAUUGAAGAGGUCAACAUGUCAUGAGGCACUUGCAUCCAAACUCUUGCCUUUCUAUGCAAUUAUUAAUUCAGUUUUUUUUAAUACAAUUUUCGAGACAAAAUGUUGGAGGGCAACAAUCAUUUUCUUAGCAGUUCUAUGUUAUAUGGACUGUAAAACUAUUCAUGUCAUGAUGAAUUUUUUAUGCUUGAGUGCAUACAAUCUCGUUAUUGAUCGAGGAGGUUCUCCACCAAACAACUCCAUUCAUAGCUAUAGAGUGCCCUGUUUUCACAUAGGAAUAAGCAAAAACCUGAAUUAACAAAUGUGGGAACAAUUAGCCAAUCUCAUUGGUUUGGUUGCUGAGGAUUGUCUUCUUUAGAGUUUUGACAUUAUGCUUGCUCCUGAAUUCUCCAUGGUGACACCAUCAAUAUCUAUUCCUUGACUUUGCUCCAUGUGAAAGCUUUCAACUCAUUAGAGCAACUACUAAAGGAUUGUACUUGUGGGUUCUUCACAAUCUAAAGGGUAUUAAUUCUUUUCUUGGUCCCCUUGAUUCACAUAUAUAAUUUUAGAGUUAUGGUCACUAGUAUUAGUGUGCAUUUUAGUUUGUUUCAUUUUAUUGUUUUUAAAUCAUUAAUUAAUAUGUAAUGAUCGAUUUUCAUUCACUACUCGCUACAAUUGGGUCUUCAAAUAACAAUCCUACUUGGUUUUUUCCUUUUAAUAUAUCAUUUAUGUGUCUUUUCACUAUUUUUUGUUGGCAACUUCAUUUGCUAUCAGCAUCUCUAAUCUGGAUCAAAUGACUUCUCUUUAUAGAAGUUUGGUUGAUCCAUAAUUAUAAAUUUAUUUUUGAUCCAAAUACACUGUAAAAUUCCAUCUAAUGAAAUAUUUUAAGUCCACAUUAUGUGGUUGUCCUUAAACCUAGGUUCAUCUUUAUUUUAUGCAGCUUCCUCACUGGCAUCACUGAAGGCUUUGGAAGAGG